UCCCGGCGUCCAUGCGCUACGUCUCUGUAGCUCAGUUAAACCCACUCACACACCCACGGCGGCUUGUUUUGCCCACAGAGAGGAAUUCCACGCUGGAUACCAACCUUCACUUUAAUGAUAUAGAUGUCAGAACGUUCAUUUGUCUUUUAUUUUAAAUCAAAUAGAUCAAUUUCCUGUUCAAAUAGUUAGCUUGUGGCUAACAAGUUACCUGUGAAGAAUGAAAACAGGCAACGAAAACAGCAGCAGCAGCAUCAUGGACAUGUUUGAGCAGGGCAAAGUGCUGAAGAUCUGUGCACCUAUGGUUCGAUAUUCAAAGUUAGCGUUCAGAUCUCUUGUCAGGAAGUACAACUGUGACGUCUGUUUCACCCCAAUGAUUGUAGCAACUGACUUCUUGCGAUCUGUCAAAGCCAGAGACAGCGAGUUUACCACCAAUGAACGUGAUCGACCCCUCAUUGUGCAGUUUGCAGCCCAUGAUGCUCAGACCUUGGCGGAUGCAGCUUGUGUGGUGGCCCCUUUCUCGGAUGGAGUUGAUCUUAACUGUGGUUGUCCUCAGAGAUGGGCUAUGUCAGCUGGUUACGGUGCAUGUCUCAUCAACAAGCCUGAGCUUGUUAAGGACAUGGUGCGACACGUCAGAAAUCAAGUGGACAACCCAAACUACACUGCAUCUAUCAAAAUAAGGAUCCACAAGGACUUGAAGAGGACAGUGGAUCUGUGUCAGAAAGCAGAGGCAGCCGGUGUCUCGUGGAUAACGGUCCAUGGCCGAACAGCAGAGGAACGCCACCAGCCAGUUCACUAUGACGCUAUAAAGACAAUCAAAGACAGUGUAUCUGUUCCUGUCAUUGCCAAUGGAGAUAUAAAGUACCUCUGUGAUUUGGAGUCUACUCACCAGCUCACUGGUGUGGAUGGUGUGAUGGCUGCCCGAGGAUUGCUGGCAAACCCCGCCAUGUUUGCAGGGUAUGAGGAUACUCCGUUGCAGUGCAUAUGGGACUGGGUGGACAUUUCCAUUGAACAGGGCACUCCAUUCACAUGUUUCCACCAUCAUCUUAUCUAUAUGCUGGAGAGGGUCAGCUCCCAGCCUGAGAGAAAAGUCUUCAAUUCUCUAUCUAGUACCUCUGCUGUUAUAGAUUACCUUCAGAACACGUAUGCCACAGUUCAAGAUCUUAAAAGUUAAGCAUUCAUGAAUGUUUUCAUUUAACGUUUAUAUGUUUCUGUUUUUAUGCCAAAUAAAAUUUCAUAUCUUUGCCUUUA
This is a messenger RNA of Cyprinodon tularosa, 1248 nucleotides long. It is a transcript of the gene dus4l, whose product is annotated as dihydrouridine synthase 4-like (S. cerevisiae). The record is from RefSeq and is a predicted model, not a curated record. NCBI's taxonomy places the organism in Eukaryota, Metazoa, Chordata, Actinopteri, Cyprinodontiformes, Cyprinodontidae. The coding region runs from base 218 to 1171 and encodes 317 amino acids. The transcript is spliced from 6 exons. Gene Ontology annotation, biological process: tRNA processing. Gene Ontology annotation, molecular function: flavin adenine dinucleotide binding; tRNA dihydrouridine synthase activity.